ACGUCAAGGAGAACGAUGAAUGCUCUCUUCAUCCUUCUUUACACGCACUUCGCCGGAUGCCUCGCUGAUGAUAUCUCUCUGGCUGAAAUGACUGGUUCCCAUGCAGACAGCUGGUCCAUGAAGGUCCCCUCUGAGGUGACUGCUCUGGUCGGCCACUCUGUGGUCCUGCCCUGUACUUUUACCCAUCCCUACCGACACCACCAUGGGACCAUCUUGGUCACCUGGAGACUGGGACGGACCUUCAAUGGCACUGUGGUGUUCCAGUGCAGCAGCCACAAUUCCUCAGACGGCUGCGAGCCGCUCCUGAACCAGGGCCAUCGCUACCAGCUCGUGGGGAACCCCCGGGCUCGCGACUUGUCUCUGCGGCUUGACAACGUCACCUUCCAGGAUGCCAACAAGUACUUCUGCCGUGUGGAGCUCUCAGGACCCCUGGGUGCCAAGUUUGAGAACAAGAUGGGCAUCCAGCUUCUAGUGGCAGCCCCAGCGCAGAUCGUGGAUCUGUCUGUGUUGGGUGGGGGUGCAGCUGAGUACAGUGCGCUGUGUAGGGCUGAGGGAGAGCCCCUUCCCAGCAUCUCCUGGACCGGGCCCCAUGGAGACCAGCUGGAGGAGGCAGGCCCACCCCAGCUGACCUUGAGGCAGCAUCAGACUACUCGAAGGCUCCAGAACCUGAGCCAGGACGGGCGAUACACCUGUAUGGCCAGCAAUGCCUACGGGAGUGACCGUGCCACUGUCUACCUGGUCCACCACACGCAUGGGGGGGGCUCCUCUGCUCUGCUGCUCAUGUGGAUCUCUCUGGGAGUCAAGUUUGUUAUCUUCCUUCUGCUCCUGGGGGCCCUCGUCUGGCUUCAGAGUAGAGAUAACACUAAACAUGAAGGUUCAAUCAGGUUGCAACAGUCUUCCAGCUAUGAGAAUAUAUAGACACCAAUGGACUACCUUUACUGAAGUACAAAUACAUUGACACACUGCCUGUUACACAGCAUUUAGGAACCUGGCAUCCAGUUUAGUUUGAUUGACCACACUGCAUAGAGCUAUAUGAUUUCUUUCAAAUGUUUUCAAUGAAAAAGUCACCAGCUGCACCAAAGAUCAGAAAUAUUUCUGCUAAGGUUAGCUCUGUCCAGUACAAGAUGGGGACAUUUCUAGUGUCUGCUGUUAUGUAUGCUUAUAUUUUGUUAGAUAAUUCACUGAUGGUGAAAAUAGAACGUCUUUAAAAGGUGGACAUAAAAACUAAAUAUUCUACAAUUUUGCAUUUACUGUUUUUCAAGCAUUUAAAUAUGUAGGAACAUUUGUUGUAUAAAAACUGCAGAGAAAAUUAUCAGUUGUGAAUGUGACAAUGCUAUUUUUUCCUGCUUUUAAUAAAUAUUAUGUUUAAUCAUUAAACAUGUUGAAAUAUCUAUUUUAAGACCGUGAAAUAAGCCAUUUGUACUGUGAAAUAAAUACAGCCCUAAAAAUAAAAGAUAUAAAAUCCACCAUAGCCAUGGUUGUGCUAAAUAGAAAUGUUAUUG
Acipenser ruthenus (sterlet) is the source of this 1502-nucleotide messenger RNA. RefSeq names its product sialic acid-binding Ig-like lectin 15. The record is from RefSeq and is a predicted model, not a curated record. Gene Ontology annotation, biological process: regulation of osteoclast development; regulation of actin cytoskeleton organization; regulation of bone resorption. The transcript is spliced from 6 exons. Gene Ontology annotation, cellular component: plasma membrane. NCBI's taxonomy places the organism in Eukaryota, Metazoa, Chordata, Actinopteri, Acipenseriformes, Acipenseridae. The coding region runs from base 16 to 918 and encodes 300 amino acids.